Messenger RNA from Henningerozyma blattae CBS 6284, 1662 nucleotides. RefSeq names its product oxygen-dependent protoporphyrinogen oxidase (gene HEM14). Lineage: Eukaryota; Fungi; Ascomycota; Saccharomycetes; Saccharomycetales; Saccharomycetaceae. The transcript has a single exon. Gene Ontology annotation, biological process: heme biosynthetic process. Gene Ontology annotation, cellular component: mitochondrial inner membrane. The record is from RefSeq and is a predicted model, not a curated record. Bases 1 to 1662 code for a protein of 553 amino acids. Gene Ontology annotation, molecular function: protoporphyrinogen oxidase activity, oxygen as acceptor.
AUGUUAAAGUCAGUAAGCAAAUUACCCAGCAAUGCCAAUGUUGCAGUCAUUGGAGGUGGAUUUACAGGCUUAACCUUUACGUAUUUUUUAAAUAAGUUACGGCCAGACGUUAAAAUUACAAUAUUUGAGGGUCAAAAUAGAACUGGAGGUUGGAUCGAAUCUAAAAGAUUACAAUUAAAUGACAAUGAUAAUAAUGUGAUUCGAUUCGAAAAAGGCCCUCGUACUUUAAGAGGUGUUUCUGACGGUACUGUAUUGAUGGUUGACAUGUUAGAAGAGAUUGGCAAAGAUACUGAAGCUCAAUUGUACCAUAUAAGUAAGAAUGCAAAAGCUAAUAAACAAUUUUUAUUAGAUACCAAUAACCGAUUAAUUCAAGUGCCAAAUUCGUUAAAGACAUUAUUGAAAUUCUCUUUUAAUCCAUUGGGGAAAGGACUUUAUAAAAGCCUUAUUGGUGAAUGGAAAAGAAAUGGACCCGCCAACCCACAGAUGGAUGAAAGCGUGGCUAGUCUAUUGACAAGAAGGUUUGGUAGUGAUCAAAUAAGUAAGAAUAUCAUGAGUGCAUUAUAUAGAGGGAUUUAUGCAGGCGAUGUAAAGGCUUUAAGUGCACAAAGGACUUGUAAUCGAAUGUUUUUAAAUGAUCGUAAGUACGGAUCAUUUACUAAAGCUAUAUGGAACAAUAUCUUCCACAAGAAGUCAAAAAAAGAAAUAGAUCCAUCGAACUCACCAUUAUUAAACCCAAGAUUAAGUAUUUACCAGAAGGCGUUUCAUCGUGAUAAAACAAAGAUUCAUGAGUUAGCUAAUACAUUAAAAAACUACCCAUUACUAGGUUUCAAAAAUGGUAUUGAAACUUUUCCCAAAUUAGUUCGUCAGUAUCUAGAAAAAUCAUCAAAUGUUAAUAUCCACUGUGGUAACCCAGUUUCAUCUGUAAUAAAGAAUAAGAAAGAUAUGAAUAAACUGAUAGUAGAAUUACAAGAUGGUAAACUGUAUGAUACUUUUGAUCAUGUUCGUUUUACUAUCAACCCUGAAGCUAUUGGCCAAAUUAUGAAUAAACAAGAUGUAAGUUUAUCAAAGGAGUUAUCAAAAGUUAAUUCAAGUACUACUGUUGUUGUCAGUUAUUAUCUACCAAAUAAAAAUGUGAUUAAAAAGGAGUAUGAAGGAUUUGGGUUUCUAGUUCCAUCAUCAACUGAUAAAAGUAAUUUGGGAAAAGUCUUAGGGGUUGUAUUUGAUUCAUGUGUGGAACACAGUUUUAAACCGCUAGCAUUAAAUAAGUUCUUUGAUGAUAACAAGACAACUCAAACUGAAAUCAGAGAAAAAGCUAAAGAAUAUACAAAAUUAACUAUUAUGUUAGGUGGAUAUAUGUUGAAAAAUAAGGAUGAUCCAUUAUUCGAUAGAUCUAAAGCUAUUGACAUAGCCAAAAAAACUUUGCAUAAUGUAAUGGAUAUUUCUGAAAAAGACCUUGACCAAGGAUUAUGGGAUUAUUCAGUUGCAACCAAUUCAUUACCACAAUACUUUGUAGGUUAUGAUGAUUGGCAAAAGGAUGUCGAAAAAAAGUUCAAGGACAAUUUUGAUAACCAAGUAUCUCUGGGUGGUAUGGGGUUUGCAAGAACCCCUAGUCUGUCAGAUUUGGUUCUAAAUAAUUGCCAAGCUUCUAUCGACCUAUCUUGA